AUGCUCUGGUUUCUCAUAGCAUUUUGAAGGAGAAUAGGUAAUGGAGAUGUUAAUGCAGUCAGGUGGUCUUUAUACAUCUCAUCUCAUUAUCUCUAGCCGCUUUAUCCUGUUCUACAGGGUCACGGGCAAGCUGGAGCCUAUCCCAGCUGACUACGGGCGAAAGGCGGGGUACACCCUGGACAAGUCGCCAGGUCAUCACAGGGCUGACACAUAGACACAGACAACCAUUCACACUCUCAUUCACACCUACGGUCAAUUUAGAGUCACCAGUUAACCUAACCUGCAUGUCUUUGGACUGUGGGGGAAACCGGAGCACCCGGAGGAAACCCACGCGGACAUGGGGAGAACAUGCAAACUCUGCACAGAAAGGCCCUCGCCGGCCACGGGGCUCGAACCCGGACCUUCUUGCUGUGAGGCGACAGCGCUAACCACUACACCACCGUGCCGCCCGUCUUUAUACAUUAAGACAUUAAUUUCACAUCAAGGCCCGCUGAUCAUAUAAGGCAAGAGAAGGUAGUUGAAAGGUCAGAGUUCUGUGCAGGUUUUAGUCUUUAUUGCACAGGAACUAUCAGUGCAUACAUGCUGGCUGUCUUCCUACUGUUACUGGUUCCUGUUGUUGUUUUUGAAACUGUUGACUGACUGAAGCUGUUGGUUUUAUCCCCUCAUGUCCUGUGCCCUUUUCUUGAGCUUCCUUUGGAAAGCUAAACUAUGCGGAAUGACUCAAAGUGCAGCAGCCUGAUGUCCAGUCUGAUGUAAAACCUUCACUUAGUGGUUAGCACUUAGCUAAAUUAUAGAUAAACAUACACAUAUCCCCAAACAAAAAUCCUUAAUCGAAACAACAGUUAUCUUAUGUUUGCCCCCUCUGCCAACUCCUGUGAAGAGCCACAGCAAGUAGAAAACUGGAAGCGAUAACUGGAGCACCAGGAUUGAAACUGUAAUGGAUUGUAUCUGGAAAACCUGAAAUGGACUCGGUAAUACACAGAACAAAAAUAUAUCCCAUCUAUGGACCAUAAUUCAUGGAUUCCACAAGUUGGUGUAAAACCUGACAAUGAUGAGUGUCAUAAGCUUCUGUAGCUGCUGUGGGUAGUCCGGUGGUGCAGGAGGAGGAGAGCGUGCAGUUCAGUAAGCUCUCUUACCUGGGCUGUACAUGGGUGAAGUCUCCACGCAGUGAGGGUGAGGCCCAGAAAGCAAUGGCCACCCUGAGAGCCGAGAGUCCCAGUCCCAUCCCAAUCACCUUGCAUGUACCCAACAAUCCUGACGGCUGUGUGAGGAUCGUUGACCAGGCCACUGGCACCGAGAUUGCCGCCUUCCCUAUCUAUAAAGUGCUGUUCUGUGCCCGAGGGAAAGAUGGCUCCUUGGAGAGUGACUGCUUCUGCUUCACUGAGAGCUACCGCAGCUCUGAGGACUUUCAGAUUCACGUCUUCUCCUGCCAUAUCAAAGAAGCUGUGAGCCGGAUUCUCUACAGCUUCUCCACAGCCUUCAAGCGCUCAUCUAGAGCUACCGCAGAGAUCCGUGAGUCGACAUUGCCUCAAUCCCCUGACAGCGACAUCUUUGCCUUCACCGUGUCCCUGGAGGUGCGAGAGGAUGACGGCAAAGGCAACUUCAGUCCUGUUCCUAAAGACAGAGAUAAGUACUACUUCAAGCUGCGGCAGGGUGUGCAGAAGAAAGUGGUGGUUACAGUCCAACAGAUCUCCAACAAAGAACUAGGAAUAGAGCGAUGUUUCGGCAUGUUGCUGAGUCCUGGGCAGAAGGUUCGGAACAAUGACAUGCACUUAUUAGACAUGGAGAUGAUGGGGAAAAGCACAGAUGGAAAGAGUUAUGUGAUCACUGGAAUAUGGAACCCUAACACCCCUGCAUUUCAAGCCCUUAAUGAGGAUACGCCAAAAGAUAAGCAGGUAUAUGUGACGGUGGCUGUGGACCUGGUGGUGACUGAGGUGGUGGAGCCUGUUCGAUUCCGGAUGGAGGCCCUGGCCCGGGUUUAUCCAUCCAAUGAGAGGUUCUGGUACUUCAGCCGAAAAGCGUUCUGUGAGACCUUCUACCUGCAGCUUAAACUGGGCUUGGAGAAAGGUAGCCAAGGAGACGCCAUAUAUGAAGUAGUGAGUCUUCAGAGGGAAUCGGAUCGAGUGGGAGGAUCACAAGGCCGCUUGCAGUCCCCUACUGAGGAAGAGGAGCCAGAGGAAGACAGUGAUAGCGAGAUCUCCAGUGGCACUGGCGAUGUGUCUAAAGACUGUCCUGAGAAAAUUCUGGAGUCCUGGGGUGGCAUCCUCAACAGAUGGCAUGGGAACCUGUCUUCUCGUCCUAAAGGGCUGUCUGCGCUGGUGAGACCAGGCAUCCCUGAGGCCCUGCGAGCAGAAGUCUGGCAGCUCCUCUGUGGCUGCCAGGAUGAACAGGCCCUGCUGGAACGCUACCGCAUCCUCAUCACCAAGGACUCACCACAGGAAGGUGUUAUUACCAGAGACAUCCAUCGCACCUUCCCCGCUCAUGACUACUUCAAGGACUCGGAUGGUGACGGCCAAGAUUCGCUCUACAAGAUCUGUAAGGCUUACUCUGUGCAUGACGAUGAGAUUGGAUAUUGCCAAGGCCAGUCCUUCCUGGCUGCAGUGUUGCUGUUGCAUAUGCCAGAGGAGCAGGCUUUCUGUGUGCUGGUGAAGAUAAUGUAUGACUACAAACUCAGGGAUCUCUACAGGAACAAUUUUGAGGAUCUACACUGCAAGUUCUACCAGUUGGAGCGCCUGAUACAGGAGCAGCUCCCAGAUUUGUGGUCUCACUUCCAGGAUCUUAAUCUGGAGGCUCAUAUGUAUGCCUCCCAGUGGUUUCUGACCCUCUUCACUGCCAAGUUCCCCCUCUGCAUGGUCUUCCACAUCACCGAUCUGCUGCUGUGUGAGGGCCUGAACAUUAUCUUCAAUGUGGCACUGGCUCUAUUGAAGACCUCCAAGGAGGACUUGCUUCAGGCUGACUUUGAGGGCACUCUUAAGUUUUUCCGGGUUCAACUCCCGAAACGCUACAGAGCAGCUGAAAAUGCUCGCAGACUCAUGGAGCAAGCUUGCAACAUCAAGGUGCCAACUAAGAAGCUGAAGAAGUUUGAGAAGGAGUACCAAGCUUUCCGAGAGAGCCAGCUGCAGCAGGAGGACCCUAUAGACAGAUACCAGAGGGAGAAUCGGAGGCUACAGGAAGCCAGUAUGCGUUUGGAGCAGGAGAAUGAUGACCUUGCUCAUGAGCUGGUCACGAGCAAGAUUGCACUGAGGAAUGAUUUAGACCAGGCGGAAGACAAGGCCGACGUAUUGAACAAAGAACUGCUGAGCACAAAACAGCGGCUGGUGGAGACGGAGGAGGAGAAGAGGAGACAGGAGGAAGAGACAGCUCAGCUGAAGGAGGUGUUCAGAAGAGAGUUGGAGAAAGCGGAGUCUGAGAUUAAGAAGACCACAGCCAUCAUUGCAGAGUAUAAACAGAUUUGCUCUCAGCUGAGCACCAGGCUGGAGAAGCAACAGGCCUCUACGAAGGAGGAGCUGGAUAUUGUGAAGAGUAAAGUGAUGGCAUGCGAGCGAUGCCGGGAGGUGUUCAAUAAGGACGGUCCCCUGCACGUCCCCACAGUGACACAGGACAACCGUGACUCAGACCUGGAUGAGGAGAAGGAUUCUCUGAAGGCUCAGCUGCGGGAGCUGGAGCUGGAACUGGCUCAGACCAAACUGCAGCUGGUGGAGGCCAAGUGCAGGAUCCAGGAGCUGGAGCAUCAGAAGGGAGUGCUGAUGACUGAAGUCCAAGCUGCCAAAAACUCCUGGUUCAGUAAAACUCUGGGUUCCCUGAAGACAUCAGCGAGCAGUCAGGCACCUUCCUCACCCAAAGAGGGGCAAUAGGACUUAUACAGGCCUCAGCCAGUGAGGCAGGAGCAGAUCCACUGCCUGGCACGUGCAUGGGAAGGAUGAGGAUGUCUGAACACUACUAAACACCAUGUGGUAAUGCAGUAUUCCCUCUCACACUGGGGAAGACCGGUGGACAGGAAGGUAGAACCACCUGAACUGCUAAUCCGUAGAGCAGAGCAUCAUUACUUUAACUUCUGGUGGCCCAUGGAAAAGCAGAUUUAAUUUUAUGAAGGCCAAAAGUGUGAAAAGGAGUGUCAUCACUAUUUUACAACAAUUGGCGCAACCAUUUUCAUUACAAUCAUUGAGUGUUUGAAAAAAUCAGCACCCAGAAGCAACUUUUCCUUUCUUUAGUAAAAUCAAGAGGGCUAACAGGCUAUCACUACUUCAAAGAAAGACCUGUUCAAUAUUGUUAAGCACAAAUCACCUGAAUUACAUUACAAAUGUAAGCCAAAAUUAUUGGUACAAUAUAUUUACAUGAUGGCAAACAACUAAUCGUGUUUUCAUCAACUUGAGACUGAUGUAAAGAGAGUAAAGGGUGGGUUUGUUUGUUUGUUUGUACUAUGAAGUCAGGUGUGUUUGUGAAUUCUGGUGUUGGUGAUUGCUCCAUUGCACAUUUCCUAGUCGGAGGUCAUAUUUAUCCAGAGUUCUCAGUACAUUGGAAGACAGCAGUUAGGAACAUAUGAGAAGACUGAGUAGGAGCAGUGUCUCAGGCAGUGCAGCAGUUCCACCUAGUGGCAGUUUUCAGUACCGCAGAGUACUGAAUUUAUUUACCUACUUGACUGUUAAACUUUUAAAGGUGGAAUUCCUAUAUAACAUUACUAAUAAGAUUUUAUCUUAAGAGUUUAUCUACACGUUUGUAAUUGUAGCUUUUUUUUAAUUUGAGAGGGGGAAUACUGCAUCCAGACUAAAAAUAUCCCUGUUUUUCUAGAUACUAAUAACUAAUGUAAUUGUUUUGUCAAGUAUAUAACUAAAUGUUUGUUUGUUUUUUAUCUUGUACAGUUCUGAGAGGAGUGCUGUCCCUUUUUUUCUUUUUUACCAUUUUUGAAUUUAAAAAUAUGUAAAUAUUAACAGCAUAAAGCACAGUGUUCUACUCGACUGUAACUCAAAAAUGACAUUCCUGCUUUACUGCUCUUACUCUCCCAGUGACUGGAGCGGUGAUAACCGAGCUGCAUCACUCCCUCUGCACUGGGGUGAGUGAGCUGGAGAUUCCUUUCUGCAAAUGCAGUGGUUUGUACACACUGUAUAAUUUAACGUAAUUUCACCCACUCUUGGGAAAACAGUGUCCCCCCCUAUAGCAGGAGCCAUGCAUUAGAAAUGUGCCAAGAAUUCUUCACAGACGUUCCCAACUCUUACUCUUGGCAUCACUGUCCAGUUUUGUCAAGCUUAUUCAUCAGAAAAUCAUGUUCCGUGAUGUUGUGAAGGUCUUGCUGAGAAUAUUGUGCAUUCAUUAGUGCAGUUAAACUGUAGAACAAACAGAACAACCCUCCAUGUCUGUGUCUCUGUACCAAGGUUUCUUCAUUCACUUGGCUUCCUGAAAGGUCAUCUAAGGUUAACCCUAGAAUUUCUUCAACCGCAUGGAUCUUAACACUCUAACAAGAUGUCUUUGUUGUGAAUACACUUUUACUGUUCAUUUUUACUGUGGUCAAAACCUGUAUACUAAACUCCUAUUUUGUAAUUUCUGGAAUUGCGUGCUGCCAAACAUUAGUUUAAUAUUAACCAAUAUAAAGUGCAAUCUAUUGUUUGCAUAGCAUUAUGAUUGAUUUAAUAGUUUAUAAGGCACAGGAGACAUUCCAUCUGAGCCGUUUAGAUUUAUGAGUGUGAGCUGGUGGGGGUUGUUAUGGGAUUUACAGGUAUGCCACCCUGUCCCAGUACAACUAUGUGACAAAUAAACCAUGAUUCUUGUUCCGUUAAA
Neoarius graeffei (lesser salmon catfish) is the source of this 5772-nucleotide messenger RNA. RefSeq names its product RAB GTPase activating protein 1-like (gene rabgap1l). The record is from RefSeq and is a predicted model, not a curated record. Bases 1191 to 3854 code for a protein of 887 amino acids. The transcript has 25 exons. Lineage: Eukaryota; Metazoa; Chordata; Actinopteri; Siluriformes; Ariidae.